ACAUGUAUCUAAGUAAACCAAUAAAUUCAACAAACAUCAUAUUUCAAAUAAGAAAUGUCACCUCUGAUGAUGCAGGUAUCUACACAGGCGGUACGUCCAGUUCUAUAGCCGAAAAGGGAAAUAAGAUCCAUGCUAUUGUCUAUGGUAAACCUAGAAAACCAACUAUUACUGGACAAAGUGCUGUAAAUUUGGGCGACUAUGUAACAUUGAAAUGUUCCAGCAACUCAACUUCCACACCAGAGUACUACAAGCUCUUUCCCGCCAUUACUUAUGAGUGGUAUAAGAACAGCAAUUACAUCAAAUCAGGAAAAAUAUUAAGGCUAAUCGUAGACGAAAACUUGUUCUUGGAUGUCAUCACUUGUAAAGCUAAGGAGAAACUCUAUUCGGAUCCAAGUGAUACAAUCCAUAUUGCGAAACCAAAAUGCUCAGAAAAGAACAAAAUAAAUUCAAACUUCAUAAAUGGAACUGUCGUGUUCACAUGGCCAAAGCAGACUGUGCGUGUAGAGGAGUUGAUAUUUGUGACUCUGAGUGGAGAUCGUAUGUUCCCGUGGAAUCAUGUUCAAGAUCAGAAAUAUGUACUGAGAGAUGGAUUAAGACAUUCCUCUGUUGAAGUUGAUGUUAAACUUGUGUUUCAAAUCAGUGGGUAUGAAAUUUGCCGUGGUUUGUUUAGUAACAGACCCGAUAUACUGAUUUCCGAAGAAGGACAAAAUGCAACCCUUCGUUGGACAAUUUCCCAGUUUCCUGCGUCUGGAUUAUACUCAGUUUUUCAUGAUGGUCGUUCGCUUAUAAAAAUAACUGAUUUAGGGGCAACCAGCAUUCAGAGCUCUAAAUACAUCUACAAAAGCAGCCCAGUAAAUUCUCCCGAUAUCAAAUUCAAUAUUAAUAGCUUGGCUGUCACAGACGCCGGAUAUUAUGCUGGUGGGAUAAGUAGUUCCAACGCUCAAAGCACAAAAGGAAUUCUGCUGGUUGUUGCAGGUAAACCGUCCACACCAAUGAUAAAAGCAGAACACGAUGCUGAAUAUGGCAAAACAAUCACUCUGACGUGUCUCUCUUCCUCUUCCUCGGCUCCAGAAUACUACAGAGACCUGCUUAGUUGGUCUUAUACUUGGUACAGAAAUGGAUCACUGAUGCGACAUGGAUCAACAUACACGUUUACUAUCAAUUUAGUCAACAUGUACGAUGAAAUUUCUUGUCGUGCUAAAGAAAUUAUCGAAUCUAAUAGCAGCAACACCUACAAAAUCAGGCUUAAAAACUUUUUCUAUCGAUCUGAGUAG
This is a messenger RNA of Saccostrea echinata, 1274 nucleotides long. RefSeq lists its product as uncharacterized. Lineage: Eukaryota; Metazoa; Mollusca; Bivalvia; Ostreida; Ostreidae. The record is from RefSeq and is a predicted model, not a curated record. The transcript is spliced from 6 exons. Bases 3 to 1274 code for a protein of 423 amino acids.